Molecule: messenger RNA, 3087 nt
Organism: Bubalus bubalis (water buffalo)
Lineage: Eukaryota; Metazoa; Chordata; Mammalia; Artiodactyla; Bovidae
Gene: CAPS2
Product: calcyphosine 2
Exons: 20
Coding region: 772-2475 (567 amino acids)
Molecular function (GO): calcium ion binding
Source: RefSeq, a predicted model, not a curated record
CGCGCCGGAACUGGUCUCCUAGGAUGCCUGGACGCAGAACAGCUCUGCGGCUUUUCCGCGAGUCCCACUAGGGGUCCGGAGCUCCUGUGGCACAUGCCAGGCAGAGGAAGCAAGGGCAGAAACAGCUGAGGGCCGGUAGGUGGGGCCAGCGGAGCCGGGGCCUCGGCCAAAGAUCUCUUUUUCCCCGGAAGUGAGAGGGGUCCCGGCCCGGCGCGCAGAGGCCUGUUGUCAAGGCAACCUACAGACGCGGGUCUGAGUUGGCCAGAGCCUUUGCUGAGAGCUGUCUCUUUUGUGGCUCCUCCCCUCUGAAACGGCCUCAAGGGAGUUCUCUCGGUGGAAUUGCUUCAGUUUAUACCUUUUCCAGCUCUCCCAUCUUGGACUUACUCUUUCCCUGGAUUGGUUGCGUCAUGUCAGCCUUAUACCCCCUAAUACCAAAAGAGAAGUGAUGAUAAUGGAGCUGGACAAAAUCAUCUUUAAAAAUCAGGGAAGUGGAAGGUUUUGAAAAGACGUCUACACAGUGAGUCAGUAUCACCUGGAACGGGAGCUUAAUCGUUGAAGGUAUGAGUCAAUGCUGCUUAAAAUCUUGGCUCCUGUCUGACCUGCGCAUCCAUCUUCAGAUCUUUCUCACUCUGAUCGUCCCGCCUUCCGUUUAUAAGUAUACUGCUUGGUAAAGACAUGAACUUGAAUGGAUUUGGAGGUUAAAAGAGUUGCUCUUUCUCCUAAAACUCAAACUCAGCCAUUCUCUGGAAGAAAGAAGCUACUAUAACAAAGAUGGACCUCAAAUCAUGUGCUAUGGCGGAUCCUUGCCUACCUGUGGUCCCACAGCUUGAUCUGGGAAGCCUUGUUGACUCUGAUGAGGAGGAUGGUUUACCAUAUAUGCCACUUAGUACAGCACAUAUUCAUUUUAACCCAACAAAUUCAUCUUUUGCUUUUGGUUGGGUAACACCGUGUCACAAACUGUAUACUCAGCAUCAUCUAUAUGACCUGGACAGAAUACCUGAAAAUUUGCCAGCACCAACAGACAAAUAUAAACUAAAACAUCAGCAAUACAAAACGGAAAUGACAGGGGGAUAUAAACAAUACAGUCAGAGAAAUGCCGAAAAGGCAGAGUCAAGUAUCACACGUCAACAGACUCCAAGAAACAAGACAGAUGACAAGUGUGUACAAGGUGCAGAAGCCAUCACAGAUGAUCUGACAACUCUGGACAGGAAAGCCCUGCUACAGCUGGGUUAUGCAGCCAACCCUCACAUUCUCCAACGGAGUACAGGAAAAUCUGAUGCUGAUGUUGUGGCUGCAGAGAAGAAGAAACAGAUGGUUGCAGAGCAAGUGAUGAUAGACCACUUAUCCAGGGCUGUAAUCAGUGAUCCAGAGCAAAAUUUAACCUCUGAGAAGCAAGAAAUUUCUCAUAUCCUUCCAGAUUCAAAGCUGGCACCUAUUCGAUUUAGAAAAAGAACACUGCAUGAAACGAAGAUAAGAACACAGUCUACAUUAACUGAAAAUAUCCUUUCUCAUAAAGUGCAGUUUGAUGGUAGGAUCAUAUCAAGAAAUGGACGUGAUGCUUGCAGAGAGCUGGUUGGAUUCUUUUUCACUCAUGACCAGUCCCUUACAAUUUAUGAGUAUCGGCAAUUUGGGAAAAAUAGAACAAAUGUGCUUCCUUUUAUUCAAAAAAACAUUUAUUGUCAUCAGCGUGGACGAAGAAAAGGAAAGCAGUACCGACUUGGUGAUCUUUAUAUUGGUGCAAACUUGACAUUUUUGAGCUCUGAUCAUCCCAGACUUCCAGAAAGUGUAAAAGAAAACACAGUACUUACACUUCGAAUCACAAAUGUUGACUGGAGAGCUUUGGGUUCUCUCAAAACUGAUUCUGUGGAACAUGAUGAUGUAAGCAGUGAAGACACUAAUGACAGGCAGAUUCUCAAGGCCAUUCAAGACCUGCUAAAAGAACAACUGCGUAAAAGAGGUGUUCGUAUAUUGACUGGAUUGGGAAAACACCUUCAACAACUGGACAAAGAAGGAAACGGACUUUUAGAUAAGGCAGAUUUUAAGCAAGCUCUAAAAUUAUUUCGCUUAGAAGUGUCCGAAAACGAUUUUGAGUCUUUGUGGCUAAUCCUAAAUAGCAGUGGAGAUGGCAGGGCUGAUUACGGAGAAUUCAAACGUGCCAUAAUUGGUGAAAUGAAUGAAUAUAGGAAAUCAUUUGUUCGAAAGGCCUUUAUGAAACUGGAUUUUAACAAAACAGGCAGUGUGUCUAUUAUAGACAUAAGCAAAUGUUAUUGUGCAAAGAUGCAUCCUCAAGUAAUUUCAGGACACUCCACAGAGGAAGAAAUCAAAUCAUCUUUUCUAGAGACGUUAAAAGAUGCCUGCAGCAAGUCUGAUGAGGUGUCAUAUGGUGAAUUUGAAGAUUACUAUGAAGGUCUAAGUAUAGGGAUGGUAGAUGAUGAAGACUUUGUCAGUGUCUUAUGUGCUCCUUGGGGGAUUUAGGUUUUAAAUGAAUAUGUCACUAGCACUAAGCAUGGAGAGAUGAAUGUGAAGUAUCAAACACCAGAAUGUAUAUCUCUAUGAUUCUCUUUAUUCUGUUUGUUGUGCUCUUAAAAAGCUGAGCCUGGAAGGAGAAGCAUUCAGAAAGACAGGUGGAAGGGUGUAUGUUUAGUCACACACAUGCAUGCCUGUGCUCACCUGUUUAUAAGUUUAUAAUGAUCUGUCUUUUUGGCUUCCCUGGUGGCUCAGACGGUAAAGCGUCUGUCUGCAAUACAGGAGACCCGGGUUUGAUCCCUGGGUUGGGAAGAUCCCCUGGAGAAGGAAAUGGCAGCCCACUCCAGUAUUCUUGCCUGGAAAAUCCCAUGGACAGCGGAGUCUGGUAGGCUACUGUCCAUGGGGUUGCAAAGAGUCGGACAUGACUAAGCGACUUCACUUCAUUGAUCUGUCUUUUUGAUUUAUUACUUAUCUUCAAUAUAUUUUAGAGGUCAUUUUUAUUAGCCUUCAUAGGAAAGUAACAUCUGUCUCAAACAAUAGGAGAGCAGGUAUGUGAAACCAAGUUUCUUGCCCAUUGGUUUUUUUGCUACCUAUUCCCCAAAAUGUAAUUGACACCAUUCU